Chanos chanos (milkfish) is the source of this 921-nucleotide messenger RNA. It is a transcript of the gene sox32, whose product is annotated as SRY-box transcription factor 32. Gene Ontology annotation, biological process: positive regulation of transcription by RNA polymerase II; cell differentiation. Lineage: Eukaryota; Metazoa; Chordata; Actinopteri; Gonorynchiformes; Chanidae. Gene Ontology annotation, molecular function: RNA polymerase II cis-regulatory region sequence-specific DNA binding; DNA-binding transcription activator activity, RNA polymerase II-specific. The transcript is spliced from 2 exons. Gene Ontology annotation, cellular component: nucleus. The record is from RefSeq and is a predicted model, not a curated record. The coding region runs from base 1 to 921 and encodes 306 amino acids.
AUGUACUUCGAAAGGAUGAUUCCAAGCCUUGAGACGGGCGCCACUAGGGCGAUGUUUGAUGGCGACCAGUACGCACCACAGCAGCCCGAAAUACCGGUGCGGGCUAACUCCCCGGGCUCGGGUCCCUCCAGUCCGGCAUCCGCGGAAUCCGAGUUAAGCUGCUCGAGCCCGGAGGCCAAACCCACGGCGGAGACACGCGUUCGAAGGCCUUUGAAUGCGUUCAUCAUCUGGACGAAGGAGGAACGCAGACGCCUCGCGCAGCUCAACCCAGACCUCGAGAACACUGACCUAAGCAAAAUUCUCGGUAAGACAUGGAAGGCUAUGUCACUGGCAGAAAAGCGUCCAUACAUGCAGGAAGCGGAGCGACUAAGGGUCCAGCACAGCAUCGACCAUCCCAACUACAAAUACCGCCCCCGACGCCGAAAGCACAGCAAGAGGAACAGCAAGACCCCCCCGAAUGAAACCCCCCUAUCACACAAUACCUAUCACCUAAACUACAUGUUCCAGAGCCAAGGCCCCCAAAACACAUACUCUCACCCAGCUUCGCACAUGUUCACUAGGUCAUACACACUUCCACACAGCCCAGGUUUCCAGAACCUGCCCACAAAUGGAGCAGCCUUCCCAAACGGUGCGCCACUUCAGAACGGAGUGACGUUUUCUUGCCCCUCUGCGGCGUACCCUCCAUUGGCCGUGUACCCGACAGAGCAGUCUCUGUACUACAACUCCCAUCAUGCCUUGCAGCAGAACAGCACAGAGCACAAUGGCUGGAAGGAGACGGGUGCAUGCGGGUGUGUGUUGUGCACAAGUGGGCCAUCAUUGGAGUUUUACCUGGAGCAAGCAAGAGUGGACAUGUUAGACCAACUAGACCGUAGUGAAUUUGACCAGUACCUCAUCCCAGCUCAAUCUAAAGACCAACAGUGA